CAUUAUAAUCUCCCCCACUCUUCCCUAAAACAUUCACUCUUCAUUUUAAUAACAAAAAACUUUUCGAUCGAUCUCAUGCAAGAAGCUAUCCCAUUCAGAACUUACAUACCGGCCACAGCCACCUCCGGCGGCAACCGGAAAUUCCCUCCGAUUGGUAGUGCCACCACUAUUGGUGGAAAUGUACUAGUACCAGCCAAUAGAGAAAAUUAUGUCCAGAAAUUGGUGUUGGAGAAUUCGGUUAUAGUGUUUGGGAAACGUGGGUGUUGCAUGUGCCAUGUCGUGAAGAGGCUCCUGCUAGGGCUUGGUGUGAACCCCACCGUGUUCGAGGUGGAUGAGAAGGAAGAAGCUGCUGUGAUCAAUGAGUUAUCGAAUAUUAACGGUGGUAAAGACGUUGGCGAAGUUGGAGUGCAGUUUCCGGUGGUUUUUGUGGGUGGGAAGUUGUUUGGUGGACUCGAGAGAGUCAUGGCUACUCAUAUCUCUGGUGAGUUGGUGCCUAUUUUGAAAGAUGCUGGAGCUUUGUGGUUGUGAUUGGACUGCUUAAUUUAUUUUUCCUUUUUUACCCUUUUCUCAUAAUUAUCUAAAUCUUCUGUGAUUUCAAUUAACGUUUUGAUGGGUAUGGCUUCUUUCUCUAUAGAAAUUUCAGAGGAAGGAAUAUAUUGGAAUUUUUUUUUUUUUUUUU
Molecule: messenger RNA, 679 nt
Organism: Hevea brasiliensis (rubber tree)
Lineage: Eukaryota; Viridiplantae; Streptophyta; Magnoliopsida; Malpighiales; Euphorbiaceae
Product: glutaredoxin-C9
Exons: 1
Coding region: 76-528 (150 amino acids)
Source: RefSeq, a predicted model, not a curated record